Messenger RNA from Penaeus indicus, 453 nucleotides. Its product is annotated as flexible cuticle protein 12-like. Gene Ontology annotation, molecular function: structural constituent of chitin-based larval cuticle. The transcript is spliced from 3 exons. Bases 1 to 453 code for a protein of 150 amino acids. Gene Ontology annotation, cellular component: chitin-based extracellular matrix. The record is from RefSeq and is a predicted model, not a curated record. NCBI's taxonomy places the organism in Eukaryota, Metazoa, Arthropoda, Malacostraca, Decapoda, Penaeidae.
AUGCUGAAGAGGCUAGUGCUGCAAAGCAGGGGUGGAAUGAGCGAGCAGCUCGAUAGGAAGCAGAGGCAGAAAGGGAAAGUUCGAAGCGAAUUACCGAAAGCCAAAAAGGCUAAAAAGGGUUUUGUUCUCAUAGGUAAUCUCGCCUGCCUGGUGGCCGUGGUCGUCGCCGACAGCUACAAGACGCCCAUCCCGAUCCUGAAGAACGACCGCAUACAGAACGCCUACGGCGAGUACACGUUCGACUUCGAGACUGGAAACGGCAUCGUCAGGAACGAGGCCGGAAAGCAGGCUGAUGGCCAGGAGUCCUCGGGAGGAUGGAGCUACACUGCUCCCGAAGGCGUCCCCAUCAAGCUGAGCUUCACCUCCGGCGUGGGCGGUUACCAGCCCGUGGGCGAUCACCUUCCCGUGGCACCUACGUCAGUGCCUCUUCCCUACGAACGCAACGACUACUGA